CUGCAGUUCCCCUGGCGCUCACUGCAAAGGAACCCGGAGACGCUGCGCAACCUACAUUCCCUGACCCCCUCACCCCCCCCCCCCGCGCAUGCUGUCGGGUGGUACAAGCCAGUCGAGAUGUGAGAGUGAAAGAGAGAUAGGGCUGGGACUAUUGCGGCGUUUAUUCAAGCCGGCAUGUCGUAGCCAAUCGGAUUAAACGUUGAAACCGAAAAGGUGGGAGUAGCGUCUUUUCCAAGGAGACUAGAAGUGCGCGCUGAAAUACACGGAUGCGGUUCGGCACCGCUCCCUCCUUUCUUUGCCGAAAGUGAUCCGGUAGUAAUGGUGAACGCAUCAACACAGAAUCGAAAGAGAAGAGAAAAUAAUCCCACUCAUCUUCCAGGACGCGGCGGACGCUCCUCCCCGCCGGCGCUCGGCCAUUCCCCUCUUGCUAAGAUGUCUGCCGCCAUCGCUGCGCUCGCCUCGUACGGAGGCUCCGAUUCGGAUUCAGACUCCGGCGCCGAGGCUGAGGGCGGGACCGGCCCCCUGGCUCAGGUGGCGGCUGGGGACUCGGUGCUGCACCUGGCCUCGCUUCCUGCUGCCCAACAGCAGGCGAUCCUGCCCGCCGUGGACUCGGCCCCUGCGGUGGCGGUGAAGGAAGAUGUGGAAACAGGAGUUCAUCUUGAUCCAGCUACCAAGGACGUUCAGUAUAACCCAACAUAUGACACCAUGUUUGCACCUGAGUUUGGACCAGUGAAUCCUUUUAAGACUCAGCAGAUGGCUGCACCCAGGAAUAUGCUUUCUGGAUAUACGGAACCAGCACACAUUAAUGACUUCAUGUUUGAACAACAAAGAAGAACAUUUGCAACCUACGGAUAUGCUCUGGAUCCUUCAGUAGAUAAUUAUGAUGUUUCUACUAAAUAUAUUGGAUCUGUUGAGGAAGCAGAAAAGAAUCAAGGUCUGACAGUAUUUGAAACUGGGCAGAAGAAAACAGAAAAAAGGAAGAAAUUCAAAGAGAAUGAUGCCUCUAAUAUUGAUGGUUUCUUGGGACCAUGGGCAAAGUACAUUGAUGAAAAGGAUGUUGCCAAACCUUCAGAAGAAGAACAGAGGGAACUGGAUGAAAUAACAGCAAAGAGGCAAAAGAAAGGCAAGCAUGAAGAUGACAAACCUGGAGAGGAAAAGACUAUUUUGCAUGUCAAAGAGAUGUAUGACUACCAGGGGAGGUCCUACCUUCAUGUCCCUCAGGAUGUUGGAGUUAACCUGCGUUCACCUGUGCCCCCUGAGAAAUGUUACCUUCCUAAAAAACAGAUUCAUGUGUGGUCUGGGCACACAAAGGGUGUCAGUGCUGUCAGACUGUUUCCUCUUUCUGGCCACCUGUUGCUGUCUUGUUCGAUGGACUGCAAAAUUAAGCUCUGGGAAGUUUAUGGUGAACGAAGAUGCUUACGAACAUUCAUUGGGCAUAGUAAAGCUGUUCGAGAUAUAUGCUUCAACAAUGCUGGGAGCCAGUUUCUCAGUGCCGCCUAUGACCGAUAUCUUAAACUCUGGGAUACUGAAACAGGACAGUGCAUUUCAAGAUUCACCAACAGAAAGGUUCCUUACUGUGUCAAGUUCAAUCCUGAUGAAGACAAGCAAAACCUAUUUGUGGCAGGGAUGUCAGAUAAGAAAAUUGUUCAAUGGGACAUUCGAAGUGGAGAAAUCGUACAGGAGUAUGACAGGCAUUUGGGUGCUGUCAACACCAUUGUGUUUGUGGAUGAAAACAGACGAUUUGUCAGCACGUCUGAUGACAAGAGUUUGAGGGUCUGGGAAUGGGACAUUCCAGUAGAUUUCAAGUACAUCGCAGAACCAAGUAUGCACUCAAUGCCAGCAGUGACUUUGUCUCCAAAUGGAAAAUGGUUGGCGUGUCAAUCGAUGGACAAUCAGAUUUUGAUUUUUGGUGCUCAGAACAGAUUCAGACUAAAUAAAAAGAAAAUUUUCAAAGGGCAUAUGGUGGCAGGCUAUGCUUGUCAAGUUGAUUUUUCACCUGACAUGAGCUAUGUGAUAUCAGGAGAUGCAGAUGGGAAGCUCAAUAUCUGGGACUGGAAGACAACAAAACUUUACAGUAGACUAAAAGCCCACGACAAAGUCUGCAUUGGCGCAGUGUGGCAUCCACACGAAACAUCCAAGGUGAUCACAUGCGGAUGGGAUGGCCUCAUUAAACUCUGGGACUGAAUACUGUGUGCUGAAUUAUGUGCAUACCGUUUUGGAAACGUUCUAACCAAGAUUUGGUGUGGAAGAAUUCCCUAGUGAGGAUUGUGUCCUGUCAGAAUCUGAAAAUGGCCACAUGAAAUGCACUGAAGUGGGAGGCUCUGGAUGAUUUUUAGCUCUUUCACAUGGAAUUAAACCGGAAUACUUCUCUAGGAUUGUUUAAAGAAGCUGAAAUAAAGAUUCAGCACACUUUGCUCAGUUUUGUAAGUGCACAGUUUGUAAGUGUAGAGCUUUUCAUAUCAGCAUUACAUAGUAAUGUACCUGUUUAUAAAUACUACUUGGCAGUAUUCUGCAAUUCCAGGUAAAUAAGGGGGGUCACUGAAAUUACGUUGCGUAUAAUAGAAAUUUGUUACCCCAAAUUAUUGUUGUAUUUAAUUGAAAUAAGUAGUUGGCUUCAGAUGCACACUGAGAUACAUACUUUGUGCAGUUUCAUGUCCUCAAUUUGGAUUGUGCACAUGGGAAAAUUUCCCCCUAAAUCUAGCAACCCUGCUUUGGGAGGGAGGGGCCAUUAUCAAGUUAAUCACAGGUGCAAGGCAACUACCUGCUAUAAUGCUCUUUUGAGGUGGGAAGAACUCAACCUUGAACUCUGUUCCCUACUAUUCCGAUACACAAGAAGGUUCAUCUGCACAGGUAUGUUGGGGGGUUUUUGGCAGGGAGCACGUGUCUCACAACCUGCUUUUCAAAUUUCUUCACAAUAUAAGAUUCUGAUUGCUUUGUUUGCUUUUUAAAUAAAGAAAUCCAAAGAACGUUGUGUAUAAACCUCUUAACAUAUAAACCUCCAUGUACCGUUUCAUUGUAAAAAAAAAAACCCACCCCCAUUUAUCCAGCAGGGUUUGUGUAAAAGCAAAUGUUAGUGAACUGCAGCUUAUUAUAAAUGUACCUCAAAGAGGAUAUAAUUGGAAGCAGCAGCAGCUUUAUCACUUGUCCACCCACAUCUCGUAAAUAAAUGGGCACUUUAAUAUCUAUUUUUAUUUUAUAGAAAUGUUUUGUGUGCUGAAAUACUGUAUAUAUGUCUCCAUCUUUCUUUUUACAGAAAUUAUUUUUAAUAAAUGUUUUAUAUAAAAAGACCUUUCUGUUUAACAAAG
Molecule: messenger RNA, 3305 nt
Organism: Sphaerodactylus townsendi
Lineage: Eukaryota; Metazoa; Chordata; Lepidosauria; Squamata; Sphaerodactylidae
Gene: CDC40
Product: cell division cycle 40
Exons: 16
Coding region: 319-2184 (621 amino acids)
Biological process (GO): mRNA splicing, via spliceosome
Cellular component (GO): catalytic step 2 spliceosome
Molecular function (GO): mRNA binding; protein binding
Source: RefSeq, a predicted model, not a curated record